AUGGAUAAUGGAGUGUUUUAUGAUCCAAAACAAAAUAUAGAACGUAUUUUCGAAGUGGAAAGGCUUUUUGGAUUCCCUUCUAAUAAACUAGUAACUUCAAAUCGCGUGUUAGUUGGGGAAGGUGUUUUGACAAAGAUAUGUAGAAGAAAGCCCAAACUGAGACACUUUUUCCUAUUUAGUGAUGUGUUAAUCUAUGGAAGGAUUGUAUUAAAUAGGAAAGUUCUUUGUAGCCCUCAGUUCAUAGACCUCGCUGACUCCUGUGUUAAGAAUGUCGUGGACAAUGGGAUCUACCGGAAUGGAUUUUCAAUUCUCAGUCCAAGAAAGUCUUUCACGGUUUAUGCGAGCACUUCUGAAGAGAAAACACAAUGGGUAAUUCAUCUGAAGAAAUGUAUUUCAAACUUUGCUUCUGGUGUGCAAUACGAUUCAGUUAGAAAAUCUCCAAUAUGGAUUCCGGAUUCAGAAGCAUCUCAUUGUAUGGUAUGUGGUACUACUGAAUUCAGUCUUGUUCAUCGAAGAAUAUUGGUACAAGGAAGCACCGAAUACAUAUGCGCCACACAAAUCUCGAUAUGUGUGAGGGCUGUGAUACUGCCCGGGUGUCCAAACGGAAGCAGGUGGUUUUCUUAGUGGGCCACACCCCGAGCCUUCGACCUGAAGGUCUGAUCCUUUUUUAGGCUAAAUCAAUGUGCAUCUAUCAGUUUACUUGCUCAUAUGGAGCCGGUUAUAUCGAUUUCACAAAGCAAGCUCUUUUGAAACACAUCUCCGAAUAUUAUCUUGUCUGGAUUUCGAAAGGAUUACAGAAGUCAGCCAAAAGCUCAUUCAUGGAACAUUUAGUUAAUUCUGGUCACCCUGCUUCACCAGAAGCCUUCUUCGAAAUUAUACUUACAGUUAGAAGAGUCAGCUCUAGAGGAAUGGAAGGAUAAAUCAAUAAUUUAAUGUUGAUAAAUAAUAAACUAAUCCAUUUCAAAGUUUAUUAACAUAAGAAGUAACAAACAAUCAACUAAAACUAGAUUUCUAUACUUUCAUAUUCAAUUUAAAAGAAAAAAAAAGUUUAUUUUGAAAGACUUCAUUUUAUGAAAUUUUAUUAUUUAAUUUAAUGAUGUUAUGGAAUGUUUGAAUCGGAAGUUUAUACUAUAUCACAUGCAAUUAUGAUACCAUAAUAAAUGAAUUUAUACUUUUCUAAAUACUAAUAUAGUUCAAUAUAAAUUAUUAGUCUAAAAUAACAAUGUAUUUAUUUAGUUGUAUCAUUUUCUUGAAUCUAUCAUCAUAUCAGAUAGCCUAUUAAAUAUUACUUACUUACUUAUUUACGCCUGUUACUUUCAAUGAAGCAUAGGCCGUCGACCAGCAUUCUCCAACUCACUCUGUCCUGGAUCUUCCUUUCUAGUUCUAUCCAAUUUUUAAAUAUAGUAAUUCUUUGUUAUUAGUUAAAUUUUAAUGUUUAUUUUGUAUAAAUUGUUAUUGUGUUAAGAUUGUUUUCGGGUCAGUUAACGUGUUCAGAUGUGACCUAAUUUAAAAUAUACUUUGUCAGAAUAUGUUCCGUAAACUGUGGACAAAAUCUCGUCAUAUAUGUUUUAGUAAAAGAAGACUAAGAAUUGUAACAUAGUUAUUAUGUAAUCUUAUUUAUUUCGUGAAUUUACUUCAAUUGCUCAUAACCUGGAAAUUAUUACUACAUUAAUGAUGAAAAAAGAAAAAGAAGAACGACGAAAUAAAGUCAGGUCUUCCCGAUUACAUAAAUGGGGCACUUUAUUUUCUAGGUCAACCAUUGGAACAAUUCCAUCAGAUAUAAGAUCACAUUCUGUACUAGAUGCCCAAUCAAACAUCUUAUCACACACAUUGAGCCAGUUCAGAUCAAGAACACUUUAUGAGACUAACACGUAUAUUCUACGGUAGCAAAAUAAAAUGAUAGAAUCAGAUAUCUGUCUAACUACCUUUUGUCUGUCUGAGAAUAUCGAUCAAUCACCGUGUACUUUCGUCUACACAACACAAGUGGGGAAUGCUUUACAUCACAGAAUUACUGAUUAGAUUGUUCAAGUUUAUAUGAAUGUAGGUUUUUAAAACAAUUAACGUUGAAGAGUCAAAAAAAUCAUUCUCACAGUUAUUUAUACGAAUAUCUUAGAAGAUAUAAUUGAA
Schistosoma curassoni is the source of this 2127-nucleotide messenger RNA. The record is from the annotation of a GenBank genome assembly. NCBI's taxonomy places the organism in Eukaryota, Metazoa, Platyhelminthes, Trematoda, Strigeidida, Schistosomatidae.